Pieris rapae (cabbage white) is the source of this 3192-nucleotide messenger RNA. RefSeq names its product frizzled-7 (gene fz). The record is from RefSeq and is a predicted model, not a curated record. Gene Ontology annotation, biological process: canonical Wnt signaling pathway; non-canonical Wnt signaling pathway. The transcript has 2 exons. Lineage: Eukaryota; Metazoa; Arthropoda; Insecta; Lepidoptera; Pieridae. Gene Ontology annotation, cellular component: plasma membrane. The coding region runs from base 197 to 1900 and encodes 567 amino acids. Gene Ontology annotation, molecular function: Wnt-protein binding; Wnt receptor activity.
AUAUACUGUGGGUUGGUUAUAAUUCAAAAUGGCCGUAGAGAUUUUGUAACCGUACCGUAGUCUGAAUUAAAUAUUAUUUUGUGUCAAAAUCUUAAAAAAUGUUAUGCAUAUAUCUGUUGGUAAUUUCUCUCAUUUAAGCUAAUAGCAAUGAGCUAUUUUCACAUGCCAUAAAUUUAACACAAGUGUCACAUUAAAAAUGGGAAAAAUAUGGAUGUUGUUUAUACAAUCACUAUUUCAGUUGUUUAUUAUUACCGAAUGUUCACGUGUUCCUAUUUAUCAGGGAGAUAUAAUACCUCACCAUGGUCGUUGUGAACCAAUUACUAUUCAAUAUUGCCAACAGAUAAGGUAUAAUGAGACGAUUUUCCCAAACUUAAUUGAUCACGUUAAACAAGAAGAUGCUGGAUCUGAAGUUUACAGUAUUUUUACUCCACUCAUAAAAAAUAAUUGUUCACCAGAUUUAAAAGCAUUCUUAUGCUCAGUGUAUGCGCCUGUAUGCACUAUAUUGGAUACACCAAUACCUCCAUGUCGUCAUUUAUGCGAAAUAGUUCAACUUGAUUGCAAUGAACGCGUAAAACAUUUUGGAUUUCAGUGGCCUGACCACUUAAACUGUUCAAAGUUUCCAGUUAAGACUGAUGAAAGUGUAAUGUGUUUUGGUAAUAAUAAUGUUUCUCAGGCAACUCGUAUCUCACAAGAACGAAGACUUCCAAAGGUUGAAUAUAAAUCUAAUAUUGACAGAGAUCCAGCUAAGUUACAUGGAGCUAAAAAUUAUGGGUUUGUUUGCCCUGUACAAUUUAAAAUACCAAAAAAUUUUGACUUGGAAUAUUCUCUUAAAGUUGGAGAUAAAGUUGAGCAUGAUUGUGGGGCACCCUGUAAUGGAAUGUUUUUCAGCAAGGAUGAAAAGAAUUUUGCUAGACUAUGGAUUGGUGUUUGGGCAACACUAUGUGCAUCCAGUUGCCUUUUUACAGUUCUUACAUUUUUAAUUGACACUGAUAGAUUUAGAUACCCAGAAAGACCAAUAAUAUUUCUGUCAGUAUGUUACUUAAUGGUAGCCACUGCAUACAUUAUAGGAUGGGGUGCUGGAGACAGUGUCAGUUGUCAAGGUCCAUUUUCGAUGACUGUGAGUGGAACAAAAUUACCAAACAUUAUGGUUAUAACUCAAGGAACUAAACAUGAACCAUGCACAAUUCUUUUUAUGAUUCUAUAUUUCUUUAGUAUGGCAUCAAGUAUUUGGUGGGUUAUAUUAACACUAACAUGGUUCUUGGCAGCUGGUCUUAAAUGGGGCCAUGAAGCAAUUGAAGCUAACUCUCAAUAUUUUCACUUAGCAGCUUGGGCAGUCCCUGCAGUUAAAACUAUAUCAAUAUUGGCCAUGGGUAAUGUUGAUGGGGAUGUCUUGUCAGGAGUAUGCUAUGUUGGACUAUGGGAUGCUGAAGCUCUUAGAGGAUUUGUUUUGGUCCCUCUAUGUGCUUAUCUAGUAUUGGGAACCAUAUUUCUACUUGCUGGAUUUGUUUCUUUGUUCAGGAUUAGAACUGUCAUGAAACAUGAUGGAACAAAAACAGAUAAGCUUGAGAAGCUAAUGAUUCGUAUAGGCAUCUUUGGUGUCCUCUACACCGUGCCAGCCCUUAUUGUUAUAGCAUGCUUGUUCUAUGAACAGGCUCAUUUUGAUUCAUGGAUGGUAACAUGGCAUCGUGAUAUGUGCUCUUCUCCGAAAUACUCAAUCCCUUGUCCAUUUACAAAGCAGGAAGCAGACAGACCAAAAUUUGAAAUGUUUAUCAUAAAAUAUCUUAUGACAAUGAUUGUUGGGAUAACAUCUAGUUUUUGGAUCUGGUCAAGCAAAACAAUAGUGACAUGGCGCCAAUUUUUUGACAAAGUUAAGGGAAGACGUGUGGAAGCAUAUGUAUGAUUAACCCUAUUAGCUUUACAAUUUAAACCUAGGUCAUAUCCAAACAAAUACCUGAUAUUUCAUGUAAUAUUUUUUUCAGAUUAUUUAUUUAUUUAUUUUUUAUAUUCUCUGGUCUUGUUAAAUUUUGAUUAGGAACCUAUUAUUACAUAUUAUUGGCCAUACUAUUUUAGCUCUCUAUGUGCUCAGUGUUUUAGUAUUAUUUUAAAAACAAAUUAAGGUCUUAUCUGUUUCAUUAAUUGAAGGUAGCUUAAUAAGUUGAGAUUAAAUAUAAGGCUGAUAUUGUAAAUAUUAUUUUAUGAACUUAAUUUUUACAUAUUUUUGAAUCUUUUAAGAUCAAUUUUUACGUAUGUACCUCUAAAUAAAUAUAAAUAUUUUUGCAUUUGAUUUCUUUUAUUUGCACAACCGUCUAAGCAGGAGUCUCGAGUUUCCAACAAUGUGAAGUGUAAUUUCUAUGUCUGCUGACAUUCUAGACUAGUACAAGUAUUCUGAACAUUCGACUCUCUGGACAUUGUGUAUUAUUUGACCAUUUAACACUGGCUUACAGAACAGAAAACUGAUUUACAGUGUAUUUUCAGAACAAAAUGUUAAUUAAACCAACUUGCACAUGGAGAAAAUAUUUGGAAUCAGAUAGACAUCUGAGGUCAAGACUAGUGUUAAUACAUAUUAAAUAGAGUCUGAACCCUAAACUUAUCUCUCUAGAAUGAUGAUCCUUUCUUUGUAUUGUUUUUGUUGUGUUUCUAAAAUCUUAAAAUAAUCCAAUCAUUGGUUGUGGUUAAUGUAAGUAGGCAUAUUAUGCAUAUUUCACAUUUGCUCUGUGGAAUUUUUUUAACAUACACAAAAAUCUAUGUAUUAAAAUCACCUAGCAUUUUUAACAUUUUAUCCACAAUGAACCUAGCCAAAUAAGGAUUUUCACUUUUUCUAUAACGAAAACCACAAUCUUAUUAAGUGUACUUUAUUAACUUAAUUUAUUAUAUAGCUAUUAGAAUGAGAAAUAAUGUAUGGUACAGUAAUGAAAUGAAUUGUUUAAAUGCAUCCCAAUUCACAAUGAAAUUAACAAUCAGCAGUUCAAAAUGUGCCCUUAUAACAAUAAUAACCUUGAUUCAAAAUUAAUGUUGUGUACUGUAUAAGAUUGUUAAUCAUAUUACCACCAAAUAUAAAUUCACUCACACCUUAAAUAUUUCACUUAAUAUAUUUUAUUCCAGUGACAGUCUUAUUAAAUAUUUAAAAUUAAGCCCUAGUGUAUUUUCCCCAGAUGUGUAGCAUAAAAACUGAUGCAAUAAAUAGAAGGGACA